UUUUGUUGAAGUAGGAUAAAUCUUGCACUUGCACAAGGUUUGAGUCCCUUAAUCUCAGCCCAAUAUACAUAAGCUUAAAAGCUAUUAGUUCCCAUUCCAACCCUUUUUUGUGUGUACAAGUUCUCUCUCCCUCCCUCCCUCCUUCUUAGCAGCAGAUUCUCUAAACCACUAGUUCUCUGAUAGCAUUAUCUAAAAGAUGAAACGCAUGGACAUCUUUUGUGCUUCCCAAGCCUCAACAGCCAUAUGCCUCAGCAUGGAUCAAGCCUCAUGCUCCUCUUCCAACACCAUUCUACUUGGAGGCAGAACCAUUGACCGCCACAACCCCAUUAUCAAUGACUCAACAAGAAGAAGCACUUCUUCCAAAUCUCUCACUACCCCAUGUUCCUCUUCUCAGUCCCCCAUCAACCCCAAGCCUUACCAUGAGCUCCACAAGGCCAAGAAAAACUCUUCUUCCAAGAGUGCAACAAAGGGUCAUGAUCACAAGAAGAAAAGUACUUCAGAAAAGCUCACUGAACAUGUCACCAACGCUUCUAAACCAAAUGAUGCCAUUGUGCGUAGGAGUUGGCUUAUGCCACCUUCUGAUUCAAUCACUCCUCUUGGCUCAACUAGAUCUUUGCUCAGUGACACGGCCAUAGUGGAUGGCUCAUCAGAUUAUGUUCCAAAUUUGGCACUAACUACGGUUAACAACAAAACUUCUCAAGUUGUUCAUCAAGAUGAAGCCAUUUCAGUUCCUAAACUUCCUAGCUCUUCUUAUCCAAAAUCUGGUUCCUCAGACCAGGUUGUUGUAUUGAGGGUAUCUUUGCAUUGCAAAGGCUGUGAAGGGAAGGUGAGGAAACACCUCUCCAGAAUGCAAGGAGUUACUUCAUUCAACAUAGAUUUUGCAGCAAAGAAGGUGACAGUAAUUGGGGAUGUAACUCCUUUGAGUGUCUUGGCUAGCAUAUCAAAGGUGAAAAAUGCACAAUUAUGGCCAGCAUCUGCCUCAGCAGUAGGAUCUGGCACGGUUGAAACAAAGAAAGAAGUUUUAUCUAAUUAAGAGGAAAGUAGAAUAUUGGUAUUGAUGUAUGCUUAAAUGUGAAUGACAUGGUAAGUUAAUUAUUGUAAAUGCAAAUUUUAAAAGCAGAAAAAAAGAAGGUAGAAUUUUAGAGAAAGAUUAUGAAAUUUGCAUUUUUUAAGUAUGAAUUUAACACUUUUAAAUUUUCAAUUUGUGAAUUGAUUAUAAUAUAUAAAAUUUGAUGUGUGAAUUGUGAAGUUUACAUUUUA
Messenger RNA from Cajanus cajan (pigeon pea), 1260 nucleotides. RefSeq names its product protein SODIUM POTASSIUM ROOT DEFECTIVE 2. The record is from RefSeq and is a predicted model, not a curated record. Gene Ontology annotation, molecular function: metal ion binding. Lineage: Eukaryota; Viridiplantae; Streptophyta; Magnoliopsida; Fabales; Fabaceae.